This is a messenger RNA of Mycotypha africana, 1613 nucleotides long. RefSeq lists its product as uncharacterized. The record is from RefSeq and is a predicted model, not a curated record. Bases 383 to 1351 code for a protein of 322 amino acids. Lineage: Eukaryota; Fungi; Mucoromycota; Mucoromycetes; Mucorales; Mycotyphaceae. The transcript is spliced from 7 exons. Gene Ontology annotation, cellular component: cytoplasm. Gene Ontology annotation, molecular function: zinc ion binding.
AUUAGAUGGAUACUUAUUGAAUACAAAAGACAAGAAUUUGUUCAGUGAAAAAGCAUUAGAGUUGAAAGCUAAGCUUAAGAAUGCAAAGAAAUACCAGCCAAAGCAAAAAAACUCGCUAAAACAACAACAACAGCAAACUGUGGUUGAGAUUAGAGAAGGUUCUUCAACAGCUGCAACAACUCAAGCCUUGUAAAUAAGUCGAAUCUAUUGUGUAGACCGUGGUCUAUCUUCAUUACAUACUUUCAGUACAUAUAUAAAGUCAGGAAAACGUUGUGACGACGAUUUCACAGUUAUAAAUCCUCCUUCUCCUUCUAGCCUGUCAAAUAAAAUACCAUCAUUCGGUUAAUCCUUUUUCUGUGGAAGUUUCAAAUUACUUUCCUUAAUGGAGUUACCUCAAAUUGGAAAACAUUGUCAAUUUGACUCAUGUCAAGUGUUAGACUUCUUACCUGUUGCUUGUCCUUUUUGCGAGCAAAUAUUUUGUGGAAACCAUAGGCUCCCAAUAAAUCAUCGCUGUUCACAGUGGAAAUGCGUAGAUAAGCAACUUAUUCAAUGUGAUGUAUGUAGUCAGUUAGUUACGACAGACAAUAGCAGCAACCGCAAUGGUAGUGAAAUAGCAUCAAGUGAUAUUAGACAAUUAAGUUCUGAAGAAGCGCUUAAAAAGCAUAAGCUGUCCGGCUGUAGAUUACUUCUUUAUAAGACUACAAUGAACAACAAAAAUAGUCGUUCAUGCGCAGUUGAUAAAUGUCAAGAUAUUGAUCCGCAUGUGGGCCCCGUUCAAUGUGAUGGUUGCGACAGAAAUUUUUGUUUAAGACAUCGACACCCUGCUUCUCAUGCUUGCCCUUCACUGAAGAACCGUGAAGACAGGAAGUUACAGCGCAACUUGGCAGCACAAGAAAAAUUAGCAAAUACAUUUGUACCAAAUACAGUUUCCGGCCGUAAAACAACAACACCGGGCAGUGUAUCGCAAAAAAUCAAUAGUACUACGACCAAGAAAAAAAGUAGCAGUAUGGUUGAAUUGAUGAAGAUCAAAGCACAGGCAAAAGGCAAUCCUUCAAUUCCACCUGCAUUACGUAUUUAUCUUUACGUUCAAUAUCCUGAGGAGACCCAGCUGAAAGAGGCGCCUAUGUAUUUUGAUAAGAAAAACACAAUAGGUAAAACACUCGACCAAAUUGCAGACUUCUGUAAUUUGAUCAAUAAAAAUAAUCUUUUGUCGUCAACUGAUUCAAUGCGCUUGGAACUAUACAAAUGCUGCCCCGAAUCAGUAUUGCUGCAAGAUAAAUCUCAAACAUUAGAAAAUGCAUUGCAAAACUUGGAAACGAUUUGUUUAGAAAGAUUAGGUAAAGCAGCAUGACAGACACGCUAAAUCGUUAAAAACCAUCCCUCAACGCAAGUAUUCUACUGAAGAAAUUGGUUGGUUUCUCGAUCUAAACUUGAUAAAAGUUCACAUUAUUUGUCAAAGCAUACUUUUUCGCUUUUUGGAGCACGUUAUUUAUUACUAAGAAAUAACCUUGUUAUAACUUCAUUAAAGGCAAGCCAUGUAACGAACAUAUGGUCUAGUUCAAUAACUUGAACGUAGAUUCUUGUAUCCUUAAAGUACAUCUUACUUAAUUCUC